This is a messenger RNA of Ylistrum balloti, 2919 nucleotides long. Its product is annotated as FIGNL1-interacting regulator of recombination and mitosis-like. NCBI's taxonomy places the organism in Eukaryota, Metazoa, Mollusca, Bivalvia, Pectinida, Pectinidae. The coding region runs from base 1 to 2919 and encodes 972 amino acids. The record is from RefSeq and is a predicted model, not a curated record. The transcript has 24 exons.
AUGUCCCAGACCACAUUUCUGGAGUCUGUGGUCAGCUGGAAUGAAGAACAAUGCCAGCAGAAUUUGGAAGAGGCCCUGCCCAAACUUGUUACCUAUUGUCAUGAUGCACAGGGAAUACAGGAACAAGUUGGAAUAUUAAAAAUCAUUUGUCAAUCCUUCCUUCCCUGUGUUGAUGUUCUGGAAGCAGAGUGGCGGGUUUAUAGCCAGAUAGUAUCAAAGAUAUGUGAUACAUUUGAUAAUAUCUUAGAGACAGUACAGAAUCUUUUGGGUCAGAACAAGCAGGACCUUGACAGUGUCCAGGAGGACAUUCUCACUUAUCUACAGUUGCUACUAGAGAUUGUGGACUGCUGUGAAACAUGUGUAAGGUUUUCCCAGAGUUCCCAGGUAGCUCUGUGUUGGAGUCAUGUGCACUCACUUCCUGUUGGAACUCUCCACAUUCUGAAGGGUACAUACAGUCACUGUAAGGAAAGUACAGAUGUUUAUGGGGACUACCUCCCAAGUGUGACUGACCCUCUGUCACUUCUGUUUAGAAAGGCUCACAGUCUACAGGUGGUGUUCCUCAGUCUCCUUGACAAAAUCUCCAUUGACACUGACUCUGUUGAAGAAGAUGCCAGAGAUCUCUGUUAUGUGUGCCAUGGCUUGUUUGAGGUGUGUCAGAUUGUCACAGCGUUGGACAUGAAGUUAGUGGUCAACCUGUGGAAAGCUAUAUCUAGACAUGCUGGACAGAAGAAGGAGAUUCUGCGAGACAGACUGGAGAUAAAUAACCUCCUCAUUUAUUUGUGUGGAGAGAUAAAAACCGGAUAUUCGUAUCUAUUUCAACUCCUGCCACGCACUGAUCCUGAUGGAAUGGUGCUGUCCCAGGGUGAUGAACGUGGGUUCCAGAAGUCGGUGAAGAUUGUGGGGUUCCAGAUGAAGGUCCUGGUUAUGAUGGCACGAGACUAUAUCCAAAGUCUCUCUGAGGCUGCCAAUGCAAUCUACAGACUUAUCCUGCAUCUACUUAGAUAUGUGCAGCCAAGUGUCCAUGCAAUACCUCUCCAAGAGAGCCACAGUCAGGAGAUCCACAGACACCUUAUCAAUGCCACCGAGCCACUGGUAGCAAGUCUGGUGUUCAAUCGUACAUUUCUGGAGUGUUUAACUCAAAGUGAACCAGAGUUAGAGGAAGAGGAGAAAUUUGCUCACUUACAGGUGUUGAUGAGUGUGAUGGAACAAUUCCCCAAAACUACAGAGGAGAUGAAGGAUCUGUGCCUGAUGGAUGGAGUAAGUGCGGACAGAGAUGAUCUUCUCACUUCAGUCUUCAAGGCAGCUCACCAGUGUUAUGUAGAGAUGUUACUACCAGUGUAUAUACCCACCCCUGUUUGUGGUGGUGAACCACAGGGAUGUGUAAGCCUCUAUGAGUUCCUGUGUACACGUAUGUGUGGAUUAGCGGGGACAUAUUCUGUUAACAGAUUUCCUGUACUGGAGCGUGUACUGAUACAAUGGCUGUUGUCUAGAAGUCCUGUGUGUGCUCCUCUAGCUGCUGAUGUCUGGUGUUUCAUAGCCAGGUAUGGAAGUGCUGAUAUGUGUUACAGCCAUAUCACUGUUCUGCUGGAGCUUUGUCAAAAUAUCAAGGGACACAACUCUGAUUUACACUCAAUUCUCUCCCUUGUGUAUAGACUGUCCAAGUUCUUGUCUCCUGAACACCAGAAUGCCCUUGUAAGGCAGUUUCCACCCUGUGACGACCUUACCUUGUGGUGUUUACUCCCUGUGACCAUGUUACCAAGUGACCGGGUCCGUGACAUCACAGUCAGUAUGACAUCACUAUGUCUACAACACAUGGAAAGCUUUAUCAAUACUCCAGAUGUCACAUGUCAUCACACUGAGUUAUUAAUUUGUAGUUUGACCUACCUGAUCAACACACAGACAUGUCCUAAAGAUUGGGGGAAGUUCAUUGAUCACCAGGUGCAGUCUUCCCUGGUGAAGUGUGUACAGAAGUUGUGGCAGGACGUGUUUGUGUCUGACUGGAUGUGUAUUCCCCAAACUCAGCUCUGCCUCGGAAAACUUCUGCAGUACUCUGGGCAGCUGGUGAACGAGUUUACCAACUCAGACCUGCUCAAGAUAUUUUCUGUGAUGAAAUCAUGCCUUGGGCAAAACCCAUCAGAUUGUCUUAAGUUCUCAAUGGUAGAUUUCCUUAAGAAAUUUGGAAAAGUCAAACUAGGUGCAGAUUUUGAGCAAAGUCAAGUUCUACAGAAAGCGUCUACAGUCUUUAGAGAAUUGAUGACCGACACCUGCUGUCUUGUUCAUCACUGGAGUGUCGAGGCCUUCACACAUUUUGCAGAAGACACCGUUCAUGAGACGGUUGUACCAGAUUGUAUGGCACAGGACAACAGACUUGAGGACUGUGUAGUAGCCUACCUCAACAAGGUACCAUUUGUUGCCCAGAAAGGUAGCCUUACCUCUGUAGAGUGUAUCCAGGUGCUGUGGAAACAAGCAGAGAGACACCAGUCAUCACUAGAUGACACACAACCAUUAAAGAAGAAAGCUAGGACAUCAUCCCCUGUUGUUGGUCCAGUGAAGACCCCCAAUUCCAGUCUUUAUCAGGAGGUAUUGGACACACUGAGGAUCUGUGUACAGGAAUUGGAGCAGACUUGUACAAAUAAAUCUGCUGUAGCACCACAAGGUUUUCAUCCGUCCAGUAUAGACAAUGCUGGCAGCACAAUGAUGACAGAUAAUGACAACAUCCACGAUAGAUUGAAGCCUAGUGAUAACAAGUUUCGUGACAGAGCUACAGCCAGUGAUGACAAGAAGUCUAGGAACACAGCUACAGCUAGUAUGGACCAGUAUAGAGACAGCAGAUCUAGCGUUGAUCUGUCCCCGCAUCUUGUAGCUCACCUACAGCUGGCACAACACAAAAUAACUUCUCUCCUUACUGAACAUGGUUAA